Messenger RNA from Linum tenue, 1357 nucleotides. NCBI's taxonomy places the organism in Eukaryota, Viridiplantae, Streptophyta, Magnoliopsida, Malpighiales, Linaceae. The record is from the annotation of a GenBank genome assembly.
CCGCACAUUCAUUCACUUCUCUGUAGAAAAAACAGAGCAUCCAUUAACAGAACAGGGGCGACCACUUCCUUCCCUCAGAGAACACAACAAUGGCGGUGGCUACAACAAAGACCUUAGCUUUCGCAGCAAUCGUGCUUGCCGCUCUGCUCCACAGCUCUGCCGCUCAGAGUACCUACACAGUCGGCGGAACCACCGGCUGGACCAUCCCUCAGGGCGGCGAUUCAGUUUACACCAAUUGGGCCUCCGGCAAUUCGUUCGCCGUCGGUGACAUUCUCGUGUUCAAUUUCGCCGUCGGAAUCCACGACGUGACGCAAGUGAGCAAGGCGAACUACGAUGCCUGCUCUGCAUCCGACCCGAUGCUGAUUGCGACAACGAGUCCGGCCAGAGUGACGUUGAACUCCUCCGGCGAGCAUUACUUCAUCUGCGGCUUCCCCGGCCACUGCAGCGCCGGCCAGAAGGUCACCGUCAACGUCCUCGCUUCCACCUCUGCUCCCUCUCCGGCGCCCAUGGCUUCUUCUUCCCCUGCUCCGCGCCGAGCUCUUACCCCUGCCUCCGCACCUUCCCCUGCCUCCACCGCCUCCGCUCCGACCCCGUCGACUUCCCCUGUUUCCGGCGAUUCCCCGUCGUCGGCGCCGGGUCCUUCCGCCAGGCCGCCGAUGACUUACACCGUGGCGGAUUCUUUCGGGUGGAACAUUCCCAGGAACGCUUCUCUGUUCCAGAGCUGGGCCGCCGGCAAGGACUUCAUGGUCGGCGAUGUCCUCGUUUUCAACUACUCCGCCGGCGCUCACAACGUGGCGGAGGUGACGAGCGACGCCUACGCGGCGUGCACCACCACAAAUCCGAUAUCUCUGGACAGCAGGCCGCCGAGCAGAAUCACGCUCACAACUCCCGGCGAGCAUUUCUACCUCUGCGCAAUUCCCGGCCACUGCACCGCCGGCCAGCAGCUAUCCAUCAAUGUCACCGGCGAAGCCGGCGGUGCUUCCCCAUCGGGGUCGCCGUCUCCCGGUUCGGGCGACAUGGCCCCGCCGUCGCCCAACUCCGCCGCGUCCCUCGCCGGAGUGUCGGCCGCCGCGCUUUUGUCGGUUUUCGUAGCUCUGCUGUUUUGAGUGGACUGAGUAGCACUAGUAGUAAAGCGCGUGAAAUCUUCUUCCUUUUUUCUCCCUUUUGGCUCUUCGAUUAUCUCCUUUGUGCCUUUGUUCAUUGUUGUUGACUAGUUAUAGAUAAGAUAUGAAUGAUUUUAUCACAUAUUGUAUUAAUAAAAUUCAUUUUCUAGCCUCGAUGAAUGCAGAUUUCCCAAUGAAACAAUGUAGAAACCUGAGAAUAAAUCAUAAUUUAGUUUUCGAGAAAUGAAUCAGCG